GACGAAUGUGGAUUCCAGCAUCGUAGAAGAGUGAAAAUGUCUGCGUUCAGCUUCAACUACAAAAGCAUUGCCCGUGCAUCGUGUUUGUUGUGGCUCCUGGGCUGCACCCUGUUGUCCUAUGGUGGAGCAUAUGUGAUUGUGAAUUCUGUCUCCUGGUCAGUCACCAAUGAAGUGGAAGAGGAACUGGACGGCUCCUCCACAGAAGAUGCUCUCCCCUCUCUGCUGGAGGAUACAAUCAGCAUGUGGAAGCAGAGCUACCCAGCAUCUGCCUACAAAGAAGAGAGGGAGAAGAUGAAGUCCAGGCCAGGGCCUGACAUCACUCAGCAAAUCUCCUCACCUUCCAGGAUGUUCUCCUAUAAAAGGGAGAGCAGUACAGGCACUGAGAACCCUCCUUCUACAGAUCCCUUCCAGACCAAGCUGGCCACCUAUGCCCGAACACUGGUCCACAAGAGCAAGUGGGGGGUCCUAGCUACCAUUUCAUCCCAGGAGAUGAUUCAAGGACUGGCGUUUGGGCAGGUUCUGCUAACAAGUGAUGGACCUAUGCAUAACAGCACUGGUGUUCCAUUGUUUUAUGUUACUCCUAAGGCAAGCUUCAUCUCUGAUUUGAUGAAGAAUCCAGUUAUUUCUUUCACAUUUGCAGAUCCAGAUGGUGACAUGUUCAGAAAGGUGCUUACACAGCCACAAGAGCCACAGUGUGCUGCACUAACCCUAAUAGGCCAGAUGGUAACUGUACCACCAGAUGGAGUUGACUUUGCCAAGAAAGCUCUCUUUGCCAGGCAUCCUGAUAUGCAGAAGUGUUCUCAGGAUUACAACUGCCUAUUAAUGAAGCUGAUGGCAGAACAUAUCUAUGUCACAGACUGCUAUGGAGGAGCGCACAACAUUUCGAUGGAAGAUUACUACAAAGUAAACCCAAACUGAUCUAGAUUAGAUUACUCUUAUACAGCACGGAGUAUAACCCUGUACACUGGAAAUUAUUUGGAAUAUCAUUGAUUAGAAGCAUAAUGCUGACUUCCUUUUGCUUACCAAGACUACUGUUGACAGGCUGUUACAUCCAAAGUACAAUAAGCUGUAGAUAGUGUUAUAUUUCAGGCAGUUUUACUACAAGUAUUUGGUUAUGGUGAUGUAUAUAUUUAAAAUUGUGAAUUUUGUUAAAUGAUGUAAAAAAAUACUGGUAUUUACAGGUUCUGUUAGAAGCCUUCAAGACUGCCAGGCAAGCCAAUGUAUUUUUUGUUAGCAGGUUUAAGAUAUCUAUGAAAGUAGAUAUGCUAUGGACAGAUUGUUUUAUCUGGUUCCAUUUUAUUUAAUGCUGGACACACACGAGGAGACGGCUUCAUCCUAUUUUCUAGUAUCAGAUUAAUGAGCUGGGUAAUAAAUCUUUGGAAUAUCAACCAA
Messenger RNA from Rana temporaria (common frog), 1392 nucleotides. RefSeq names its product cellular repressor of E1A stimulated genes 2 (gene CREG2). Bases 37 to 918 code for a protein of 293 amino acids. The record is from RefSeq and is a predicted model, not a curated record. The transcript is spliced from 4 exons. NCBI's taxonomy places the organism in Eukaryota, Metazoa, Chordata, Amphibia, Anura, Ranidae.